Molecule: messenger RNA, 2157 nt
Organism: Rubroshorea leprosula
Lineage: Eukaryota; Viridiplantae; Streptophyta; Magnoliopsida; Malvales; Dipterocarpaceae
Source: the annotation of a GenBank genome assembly
CAAAGUCAUAAGGCCUUGGUCCUUUGCUGCUUCGGUUGGAUCAACCCACAAUGCCAGAAAACAAAGCUUUUAGACACACAAGAAAUGAACAUCAUUUAUCAGCUUUUACCGAACCAGGAUCAUGAUUCCAUCUGCUUCGCCAUUUUCCUCUGGUUUGAGAUUAUAGCUAGCUUUGGAUUUUAGCCCGUCUGGAGUUGAAUUCAUGGAGAUGGAGCCUCGCGUCGGGAAUAAAUUCCGGCUAGGUCGGAAGAUCGGCAGCGGGUCAUUUGGAGAGAUCUAUCUUGGUACUAAUAUUCAGACGAAUGAAGAGGUUGCCAUCAAGCUUGAAAAUGUCAAGACAAAGCACCCUCAGUUGCUGUAUGAAUCAAAGUUGUACAGAAUCCUGCAGGGAGGAACUGGAAUUCCAAAUGUGAGAUGGUUUGGAGUUGAGGGAGAUUAUAAUGUUCUGGUCAUGGAUUUGCUAGGACCCAGUCUUGAAGAUCUAUUUAAUUUUUGUAGUAGGAAACUAUCCCUAAAGUCAGUUCUCAUGCUUGCAGAUCAAAUGAUCAAUCGUGUUGAAUUUGUUCAUUCAAAAUCAUUCCUACACCGAGAUAUCAAGCCUGAUAAUUUCCUUAUGGGCCUAGGAAGACGUGCAAAUCAGGUCUACAUUAUUGACUUUGGUCUGGCUAAGAAAUAUAGAGACAAUUCAACUCAUCAACACAUUCCUUACAGGGAAAACAAGAAUCUGACUGGGACUGCUAGAUAUGCAAGCAUGAAUACACACUUGGGGAUUGAGCAAAGCAGGAGGGAUGAUUUAGAGUCUCUUGGUUAUGUCCUUAUGUACUUCUUAAGAGGAAGUCUUCCUUGGCAGGGACUGAAAGCUGGAACAAAGAAACAGAAGUAUGAGAAAAUUAGUGAGAAGAAGGUUUCUACAUCAAUUGAGGCCUUGUGUCGAGGUUAUCCAACAGAAUUUGCAUCUUAUUUCCAUUACUGCCGUUCACUCAGAUUUGAUGAUAAGCCAGAUUAUGCUUAUUUGAAGAGAAUAUUCCGUGACCUCUUCAUUCGUGAAGGCUUCCAGUUCGAUUAUGUUUUUGACUGGACUAUUUUAAAGUAUCAGCAAUCACAGCUAGCUACUCCUCCAACUCGUGCCCUUGGUCCUGGUGCUGGAACAAGUUCUGCAAUGCCCCCUGUUAUUGCCAAUGCUGAUAGACAGACAGCUGGAGAAGAUUCCUCCCGGAGGAGGGCACCAGUACCAGUAAUGAAUUCUGGAAAUUUAUCCAAGCAGAAAAGUCCAGCUAAUGAUUCUGCAGUAACUAAGGAUGCUGUGUAUUUUGGACAGUCAGGUGGGUCCUCCAGGCGAAUUUCUGCCUCUGGUAGCCGUGAUGUAUUUGCUGGAAGUGAGUGUGAUCCACAACGAUCUCGUACAACUGAUGCUAGCCCUGGAGGACACAGAGUUUCAAGUUGGCAGAGAGGUACCUCUCCUGUUUCAUCCUCAGAGCCCAAGCGAACAUUGUCUGGUAGGAAUACCGCUCAUGUAAAGAACUAUGAAGCAGCUGUUAAGGGCAUGGAGAGCCUGCACUUUGAAAAUGAUGAACGGGUUCAUUUUUAGAUGCUUAGUCCUACCGGGCACUGUAAAAUCAUGCAAUGGUUGAUGUAUUAUUACAUUUUGCAAUUGAACAGAAUUCCCCCAAGGAGUUGACUUUUCAAGGAAUGUGUGACAUACAGCCUGCAGUCCUUUGCGUUUGGACUCAUUCCCCCAAUGCAUAAUGCAUAAAUUUUUCCAAAGAUAACUUCUGGAGUAUGUAUAAUUCAACAGCGUCAAGGUGUUGCCUGGAAAGGGCAUGUGUGCUACUGACUUUUUUUCUAUUUUUCCUGACGGUUCAACUGUAUCUUUGGUGUCUGUUUCAUCUCGACUCGUGCGUCUUGUUAUCGUCUGGGAUUCGUUGGAUUUUCUGAACUCAUGUCACUGUAGUUCGGCAUACGCUAAUCAUGGUACUCUGUCGUUCUAACAGCAGUUCCUAUAUAUAUAUAUAUACAUAUUUUAAUCCUAAAUUUUUAUAUAAUUGGUUUUUUGUAUAAGAAUUGUAUGACACUUGUGUAAGAUGAAUUCAGCUCUCCAUUUUGAUCAGCCAGAAACCAAAUUUACAACCAAAUUUACAAUCAAAUUUGUUGAAAAUU